Molecule: messenger RNA, 987 nt
Organism: Juglans regia (Persian walnut)
Lineage: Eukaryota; Viridiplantae; Streptophyta; Magnoliopsida; Fagales; Juglandaceae
Exons: 1
Coding region: 239-739 (166 amino acids)
Source: RefSeq, a predicted model, not a curated record
GAGUCUUCUUCCACCAAAACCUUCUUCAAUUGAAAAACAAAUAAAUAAAUAAAAACAAAGUAGAAGAAGUCAACUACACAACUUGGGAGCCACCGGCUAUCACCGGUCACCUAAGCCCAAUCGUCAGCUAUAAGCCUAUAUAUAUACUCCAUUUUCUUUUCACUCCUGAACAGAGGAUUUAUAGUAAGAAACCUUCCCCGCCCAUAUCUAUUAUCCGAUAGGUAUUCCGACCAAAAACAUGCUAAAAACACCAGAACAUGGCUCCGGCUCGUCGAAGCCGAAACCAGCAAGCUUGUUCAUCUCCAUGUCCGCUUUCAUGGCUCUAUGCGCCGAGAGAGCUGGCCGAGUCUCCCGCAAGCUCAAAGCCAAGAAGACAAGGAGGAUGACGACCAGGACCGCUCACGCUCAGAAAACGGAGCAGCUUACGUCCCCGACGUUAACUUCCCGUCCGAAGCAGCUCCUGUCCACCAUCAGCAACAAGGCGAUCAGGUUCAUGCACCCGAAAAAGGUCGGUGAGGAGGGAACUGACGCUGGCCGGACCGAUCAACCGGAGGAGUGGGGCGACGGAGGGGUGUGGCAAAAGACGAUCUUGAUGGGCGACAAGUGUGAGCCGCUAAAUUUCUCGGGCGUAAUUUAUUACGAUAGUUACGGACAUCAGCUGAACGAAGUGCCUCCAAGGUCGCCACGUGCCAGUCCUCUCCCCGGGUAUCUCACCCGUGCGGGGAAAUCUGAGCUUUGACUAUUGUAACCGCGGGGAGAUUUCAACGUUCCCUGUUUUCUUAGGCUUUAUACACUUCCGCAUAUGUCGUGUUGCGAUUUUAGUGGUUGGGGGAAUAAUAGGAUUGAGGGCCCUCGGUGGACGAAGUCAUUCAUUUUGGAAAGAAAUUAGCUCUUUUUUUUCCUAAGGGUUUGGGUUGUUUAUAAUUUGUAUGUAGAAAGAAUUUAAGUGCACCUAUAGAGAUAAAUGGAUGUUUUUGCCUUUGUGUG